AUGGAGCAGGAGAUUAACAAGGAACAAGAGCAGACUAGCGAUGCGCCUAAACCAAAAAGACGUGGAAGACCACCUAAACACAGCAAGAUAGAAACUGCUGUUGUUGCGGUGCCGGAUGAAGACGACAAUGCUGUACAGAGAGGUGCCAUGACGAUAGCCACGCCGACGAAGAACAGAUUAAAAGACUUUGAGGGACUAUCGGAUGAAGAUGCGACUCCAGCGGCGCAACUGCAGUGGGAGACAACUGGCGAGACUGAUGACCAAGGAAUCUAUGAUCGAGGCGAUUCAGAUGACUUUGGGAGUGCACGCGCUGGUGCGCUGGCUGAUAAUUUGCGUGAUUCCGGAUCUGCGUAUCAUAAAUCGCAAAACCACACCCCUAUUGGACAAUUCGAGUCUUCUUCAUCUGAGGCGAGUUCGUCUCGGCAAAGUACACCGAAAGUAACCGCGAUCAAGUCAGCAACCAAGGGGAAGAGGAAAACAGAUCGGCCCAAGAAGAAAACAGCAUUGGAUGGCGUAUUCAACGGCCUGCAAGGUGCAGAGUCAGCUUCUGAAUCAGUCUGGUCACCACAAGGAACAUCUACGUACUCGAAUUCAGGCGUUGAGACACCUGAUCCUGAACCAAGAACUGCGACGGCAAGGCUUAUCGAGGAGGCUGCUUCAGUGCAGAAGAAGAAAAAGAAAUCCUUGAAAAAUUCAAAAUCUGAAAAGCAACCAAAGCCCGAGUCGAAGACGCCAAUGGUAUUGCAGCCGGAAGAGUCAGAGGAGCCAGAUGAACAAGAGGAGCCAGACUGGGAAGUCAAGCGUAUCGAGGGUAUGGAUAUGUACGAGGCCGAAGAAGCAGGUCUCGUGCGCUACUUCAAAGUUCGCUGGGAAGGGGACUGGCCUCCAGAUCAGAACCCAACCUGGGAACCGGAAAGUAACUUGCCAGAUCAGCUUGUACGCAGGUAUCUCAAGAAUCGCAAGAGGAAACGCUCCGAGGAAGAGAAGCCAAAAAAGCCAGCCACUACACGACCCCCUGUGGCGCCCUCAUAUAGAUCCAGGAAAUCCAUGAAGCAGACGACAUUAUCGUGGGGUAUCGCGGCGAAACAGUACAGGAGCGUUACCGAGGCCUUUGAAGGACUUGAAGAGGACGAGCUUGCUAUGCCGCAGUACGAUGAAGCGCCUAUUGAGGAGGAAGAGCGAGAUGAAGACGAGCUUUUUAUCGUAGAGGAACCACCGACCAAGAAGAGCCGGGUCAAGACGUGGGUUGGAAACGGAUUAGAUCUCUGA
Molecule: messenger RNA, 1269 nt
Organism: Fusarium graminearum PH-1
Lineage: Eukaryota; Fungi; Ascomycota; Sordariomycetes; Hypocreales; Nectriaceae
Exons: 1
Coding region: 1-1269 (422 amino acids)
Source: RefSeq, a predicted model, not a curated record